CCUGCCUCCAAAGUCGAGCGAUUUUAAUGACCCAGAAGCGGUUGCAUUACCUUUCCCCUCUGACCUGCAGAGGACGUGGCCAGGAACGGCAGCGGCGCGGCGGGGUGGAGUUGCUGACCGACACUGGCGGCGCCUCGGUCGGUGCAGCCCGGAGCCCGCUCACUGGAAUCCCGGCCCGGGAGGGCAGAACCCCGCCGUCAGCCCCGUCAAUCAACGGCCGCUAGCUCCCGGGGCGCUCUGUCUGCACGGCAGCGGCUCCUUGGUGGCCAUGGCUCCGAUGGGCAUACGGCUCUCCCCGCUCGGCGUGGCCGUGUUCGCAUUGCUGGCUGUCGGCGUGCUCUAUCACUUCUACUCGGGCUUUCUGGCUGGCAGGAUCGCCAUCUUCAGGAAGCUGCCCGGGACGGACAGAAUCGAUCUGAGAGAGCUGCUGGCGUUGUCGGUGGAAGCCGCCGUCCGGGGAGGAGAAGAAGUGAAGCGAGUAAUGGAAGAGGGCAAGCUCCACGGCAAAAGCAAAGGGAAAACUAAGGAAGGGGCCGACGAGAUGCUCACCAAUGGAGACUUACUGUCACAUCAGAAGAUGUAUCAUUUAAUUAAAAAUACAUUUCCAUCCAUACAGGUGUACUCUGAAGAACAUGAUACCAGUGUCGUACCAGAAAUUCCUUCAUGGGAUCAUGUAAUUCCAAAGGAAAUCCUGGACAAAACGACCACAACUGAAGAAGUCUCCUCUGACAGCAUUACAGUAUGGAUUGAUCCUCUUGAUGCUACCCAGGAAUAUACAGAAAAACUUUUGCAUUAUGUUACCACAAUGGUGUGUGUAGCCGUGAAUGGAAAACCGGUUAUUGGAGUAAUACACAAGCCAUUUGGUGAUUUUACAGCAUGGGCAAUGGUGCGUGGAGGAUCAAAUGUGAGCAUGCGCAAAUCAUACAAUGAGAAUAAUCCCAAAAUUAUAAUAUCCCGGUCACAUACAGGCACCGGUAAAGCAUUUGCUCGGAAGGCAUUUGGGAAUGACAGUGAAAUUAAAGAAGCUGGAGGAGCAGGUUAUAAAGUGCUGUCCCUGCUGAAUAUACCUGAUGAUAAACAACCAGACCAUGCUGAUGUGUACCUGCACGUAACCAAUAUCAAGAAGUGGGACAUCUGUGCUGGCAAUGCCCUUUUGGAAGCACUUGGUGGUCAAAUGACCACUCUUCAAGGAAAGGCUAUUGACUAUACUGAUAGUGAGUUGAAUGAAGGUGGAAUUUUCGCCAGUAUUGGUGUCUCUCACAAAACAUUGCUUGAAAAAUUGCCAGAUUUGAAAUCUAUUAAAACCCAGUAGAAAUUCCCAACUAGUUAUUUCAAUGUAAAAGCAAAAAAAGUGCUCAUAAUUGGUCUGAUUUAACCUUUAUCCUCUUGCUCUUGGAAUCAUUAAGCAAAUUUCUGUGAAUGAAGGUGAGAGUUUAAACUUGGGUGGCUUUGCAGAGCAAGAAAUGGGUUUCAAUUGGACCAAUCCUGAUUGUAAGAUCGCAAAUUCGGGCAGGUGAGCAGUGUUGCUGGGUUUGUAUAAAUGGUAGCCAAAUUUAAUGUAUUAAUGUGAAUGUUUAUAUGUUUAAGUUAAUAAGUUAUGGGUGGUAGAAUUAUGAACUUGUGAUUUUAGAUUCAAUUAUAUUCAAACAAUAGUUUAAACUACUGUUUAAAAGCUAGAUUUUUUUUCUUUCACCUAAUGCAGUUUGGAUGAAGCAUUAAGAUAGAAAACUGGAUUUUUUAAAAUAACCUUUAUACAAAUAGAAAUUGAAAGUAUCCAAAAUGAAGAAAACACUUUCUUUCAUGAUUUUUCAAGGUACCCUUAACCUACAGUAAAUAAGUAAAAGCCAAUGUAAUCAUUCCAUUGUUUUCUAAAUUUAAAGAAAAGUCAUUGUCAUAUUUGAAUUGAACCUGGCUUGUGCAUUUUGGCACAAUUGCUUGGUUAAAUGAUCACAACGUUAUAGCUUGGCAAUAAUGAAUGAUUAGACAUGCAAACCUAUAUUAAGUAGGAUGAUAGCGCACUGGAAUUUCUGUGUUUUUUGCAUCCUUAUCCCUCUGUAUUUCUCCCAUAGACACUGUCUUAUAUGUUAUAAUUAAGCCUUGGGUACCCUGAAUAUAGGACCAAUUAUUCUGGGUAUACUUCGAUAGUGAUGGUGAUUCAGCUUUUCUAGCAUUCUCUGCCGCAUAGUGGAUAGGAACUGGAAUGCUACUUGAAACUAGCUGGAGAACCAUCCCUUACUCUCCCAACUGAAAUUGGUCAGCCUAGUAUGGAUUGAGGCUUGAAACUUGUGCACCAUGUUAUGUACAUAUAGCUGGGUACUAUUAUAGGCAAUAUAUUGCUAAUUAAGCCAGGAUUAACUAGGAUUGUGCUAAAUCGAAACCCCCACAUUCAUCAGGAUUGUGCCAAAUCGAAAUUUAGAGUUAAAUCAAAAUAAUCCAAUAUACAUAUAUCUUGCAGUCAAACACAAUCUGCUUUUUACUUGUUGAAGGUAAACUUCAAAGUAACAAUUGCAAAGACUGGCGCAAAGAUGGAAUAAUCAAAUUUGAGUCAAAAAUUUCUUGGUACGUAUUUCAGAUCUUUAAUAACAGAUCGGAACAUUGUUAUUAUUCUUCCAAUAAUUGAAUAGCCUUCCAGCCAAAUAGAGCAAAUCUUGUGUUUUGACUUCUAUUAGUGCUUUGAUUACAUCCUGUCCUUGCUCACUGUUUGUCUAUCUGUCCAACUGCUAUUCGUGUUUUCAGACAGAGCCACACAGUUAUUUAGUGGGUUGGUCUUUCUAUGUAAAGAGAAGUAUUUGUGAAACUAAAGUAGUUCUUUAAUUUUGUGUGCAUUUACUGUCAAGUAUAAUCUAAGGGAGAUCCAGUUAUUUUUAAAAUUUCUUGCAUCAUGUUGAUUUUAGAAAGCUCUGGCUUUGCAUUCUUACACAGCUUGAAGUAGAAAAUAUUUCAAUUUGCAGCUUUCCUAUUGCAAUGGCAUUGUCUUAUUUUUAUUAAUAACUUAGGUUGUCUAUAUUUUGAAAAUAGUGCUUCAUCUCUAGAUUACAUUACAAACUUUAAUAUAUCAUGGUUCUGAGUAUGUCAUUGAUAAAAGCUAUCCACACACAAGCCUCUUGGAUGACUCAAAAUUUAUUUAGUGUGAUUCUUAGACCAGAAGUCCCUGGUUUGUUCUCCAGGGUUUUCUGAAAUAAGGAGUCUGAUUUCAUCUUGGCAUUGCAAUGAGCCUUGAUGGCUCUGAUUGGGAGGAGAUGUAGUUUGGUUUCAGGCUGCCCCAUUACCAUCCUUCUGUUCUCUUCUGGAAAUGUGCAUUUUUGAUACUCAUGAGGCUCUACUGCUGAGCACCAUUUCUGCCUUUGGACACUGUAAAGGCAGCUGUGAAUAAUAAGCCAUUCGAGGAAGAUACUGUGGACCUGUAGCCCGGGGAAGAACCCAAUGGCAGGGUGGUGUGGGAGAGAAAAAAGCAUGUAAUGAAAUUGGAACAGAGGUUAUUUUCCUCUGUGCCAAAGUAGCAAUUUCCUAUGUGUUUUUAUAUAUAUACUAAAAAAAAUUAAUGACUGUGUAAUUUCUAACAGCUAUUAUAAUUUGCCAAUGUAGACUGAAUUCUGAAUGCAAGUAUACUGGUCUUGUUUGACACUACUCUGCAGAGCACUGAUCUGUUACAAAGUUCUUGGUCCUGGGAAAAAUAUUUUUACAAAAAAAUUAGAAAACAAAAUAAAAGAAUAAAAUUGUGAAAGCU
Molecule: messenger RNA, 3727 nt
Organism: Pristis pectinata (smalltooth sawfish)
Lineage: Eukaryota; Metazoa; Chordata; Chondrichthyes; Rhinopristiformes; Pristidae
Gene: bpnt2
Product: 3'(2'), 5'-bisphosphate nucleotidase 2
Exons: 5
Coding region: 269-1312 (347 amino acids)
Biological process (GO): phosphatidylinositol phosphate biosynthetic process
Cellular component (GO): endomembrane system
Molecular function (GO): 3'-nucleotidase activity
Source: RefSeq, a predicted model, not a curated record